Molecule: messenger RNA, 1806 nt
Organism: Cavenderia fasciculata
Lineage: Eukaryota; Evosea; Eumycetozoa; Acytosteliales; Cavenderiaceae
Product: aldehyde dehydrogenase
Exons: 3
Coding region: 1-1806 (601 amino acids)
Molecular function (GO): aldehyde dehydrogenase (NAD+) activity
Source: RefSeq, a predicted model, not a curated record
AUGAUCGAUGAUCAUAAAUUUGCUGUCUUCACUAUCGAUACGUAUAUUUCCAACAAGGUUGGAAUCACACUCACCAGCUAUACAGGUGGUGUCGAGAAUGCUUCUUUGUUGCUCACUGCAUUGGUGGGUCUCAUCGUCUUGGUCGUUCUCUACAGACUAGUGUCAUCACCAAAGGUUGUGAAGCGUCCAGCCCGUGAGGUUGGUGUGUCGCCCGCCUCCAAGGGUACCGGUGCCAAGAUUGAUUGUGUCAAUCCUGCCACCGGCAAGUCGAUGGGUGUCGUCAACGCACUCAAACCAGAGGAAGUCAAAAAGUGUCUCGAAGCUGCCCGUGUCGCACAAGCUGAAUGGGCCACCACAUCAUACCAAGAGCGUAAACAAGUUCUCCAAGACUUUAUCGAUAUGUUUAUCAAGAAUGAAACUGAAAUUGUUGAAAGUUCAAUGAGAGAUACUGGUAAAACAAGAUUCGAAGCAACACUUGGAGAAGUUUUAACAUCAUGUGAAAAACUUAGAUAUUUGGUUAAUUUUGGAGAAGAUGCUUUAAAGACUCAAUACCGUCGUGUUCCAAUGUUGAUGGGAACCAAGUCGGCACGUUUAGAGUACCAUCCAAUGGGUGUGAUUGGUAUUAUCAUUCCAUGGAAUUAUCCAGUACAUAGUAUCAUCUCGGCUGCCGCUGCCGCUAUUUUUGCGGGUAACGCUGCGUUGGUCAAGGUGUCGGAAUGGUCGACUCACAGCAAGAUACUCUUUGAAGAGUUGGUGCGUGAGGUGUUGGCUCGUCGUGGACACAACCCAAAUCUUAUUCAAUUGUUGCCAGGUAUGGGCGAGACGGGAGAGGCUCUUGUACGCUCGGGUGUCGACAAGGUCUUGUUUAUCGGGUCGCCGGGCACUGGAAAGCGUGUCAUGAAGGCUGCAUCGGACAACUUGACCCCCGUCAUCUUGGAGCUCGGUGGCAAGGACCCCAUGAUCGUCUACGACGACAUUGACAUGGACUGGGCACUUGCGAUUGUGCAACGUGGCUGUUUCAUCAAUCUCGGUCAAAACUGUAUCUCUUCGGAACGUGUCUUUGUGCACGACAACAUCUACGACAAGUUUGCCAAGGCUUUGGCCGAAAAGAUCAACUCGUGUACCCAGGGUCCCCCCGAAGAAGGCCAGUUUGACUUUGGCUCGAUGACCAUGCCCGCUCAAGUCGACAAGGUCGAGCAUCUCGUCAACACCGCCGUCAAGGAAGGCGCCAAGUUGAUGGCUGGUGGCAAGCGUAACCCCCUCUACAGCAAGGGUCACUUCUUUAUGCCAACCGUCCUCGCCAACGUCACUGAAAAGAUGACCAUCUUUAACGAAGAGACAUUUGGUCCAGUUGCCUCGCUCGUCCGUUUCUCCUCUGAAGAGGAUCUCGUCCGUAUGGCCAACGGCACCGUCUUUGGUUUGGGAUGCUCCAUCCUCACCUCUGACUUGGCUCGUGCCGAGCGUAUCGGCCGUCGUAUCUCUACCGGUAUGCUCACCAUCAACGACUAUGGCGCAUCCUACCUCAUCCAAGAUCUUCCAUUUGGCGGUUGCAAAGAGUCUGGUUUCGGCAGAUUCAACGGUCCAGAAGGUCUCCGUGGUUUCGCUCGUGAAGUAUCCAUCCUCACUGACAAGUUCCCAAUCCGUACUCCAGUCCCACGUUUGAUCCGUUACCCAAUCGACCCAGCUGCCGUCGGUAUCAUUCGUCAAGUCCUCUUUAUGAUCUACCAAAGAGGAUUCUUUAACAAGAUCAAAGCUACCAUUUCUUUCACUUCCAAGGUCAUUAGAAAUCCAAAAUUAUUAUUAUAA